This is a messenger RNA of Aspergillus calidoustus, 1611 nucleotides long. Lineage: Eukaryota; Fungi; Ascomycota; Eurotiomycetes; Eurotiales; Aspergillaceae. The record is from the annotation of a GenBank genome assembly.
AUGAAGCACCCUACAGUUGCGCUCCUCGGCGUCGGUAUGCUAGGCUGCGCCGCUGCGUUGCCCGCAGGACAAGUUGCCAACGGCGCUCAGGACGAUCCCGUUCCAGCUGCCCGCACCGCACCAGCAACCGCAGCGACUGCCCCAGCUGACUUUGGAGCCACCUCUGAUCCCUCUAUCGCCGGCACCGGCUUCCCUGGAUUGGCCGGAUUUCCAGGCUUCCCUGGCUCUGGGGCUGCACAAGCUGGCCCGGUCCACGCACCCUCUACUUUUGGUCCCGCGGCUGGGCCUGCGGGUUUCCAAGGGCUCAGUGGCGGUCCUGGAUUUGCCUUUCCUGGCUUCGGCGGUGGCUCUGGGUUUGGCUUUACUGGUUUCGGUGGCAUGUCUGCAUUUCCCGGCAUCCCCGGGUUCGGUGGGCUCCAGGGUUCUGCGCCAUCGCAAGCUGCCGCAGCCCCGUCAACUGGUGACUCUAGAUCUGGAUUGCCAGGUUUCCCAGGCGUUAGUGGUGGCUCUGGGUUUGGCUUUCCUAGUUUUGGUGGCAUGUCUGCAUCUCCCAGCCUCCCCGGGUUCGGUGGGCUCCAGGGCUCUGGGCCAUCACAAGCUGCCGCAGCCCCGUCAACUGGUGACUCCGGAUCUGGAUUGCCAGGUUCCCCAGGCUUCAGCGGUGGCUCUGGGUUUGGCUUUCCUGGUUUCGGUGGCAUGUCUGCCGGUGGCGGCGCCCCGUCAACUAUGGGCUUUCCAGGCUUCCCCGGGUUCACGGGGUUUCCAGGUAUGACUGGCGGCUUUGGUGUGCCUGGUAGCGCUCCGGACCAGGGUGCUUCAACCCCUGCCCAGGCGGCGUCAUUCCCAGCAGCCGGCCGGGCGGGAAAUGCGAUUCCUUCUGCUUCCAGCGCACCUGCCAGCAACGGUAUGGGGGCAGCCGCCUCCCUCCAUAACCUCCAGGCGCGCCAAUUUGUCGGCACCACCGGGCACGGCAUGGUGCCACCGGCCUUNGGAUCUGGAUUGCCAGGUUCCCCAGGCUUCAGCGGUGGCUCUGGGUUUGGCUUUCCUGGUUUCGGUGGCAUGUCUGCCGGUGGCGGCGCCCCGUCAACUAUGGGCUUUCCAGGCUUCCCCGGGUUCACGGGGUUUCCAGGUAUGACUGGCGGCUUUGGUGUGCCUGGUAGCGCUCCGGACCAGGGUGCUUCAACCCCUGCCCAGGCGGCGUCAUUCCCAGCAGCCGGCCGGGCGGGAAAUGCGAUUCCUUCUGCUUCCAGCGCACCUGCCAGCAACGGUAUGGGGGCAGCCGCCUCCCUCCAUAACCUCCAGGCGCGCCAAUUUGUCGGCACCACCGGGCACGGCAUGGUGCCACCGGCCUUCCACUACAUGUUUGGCUGGCCUCCAGUGAUACCCUCUGCUGCUGGCGCCAUGCCCAAUCUGGGGACCGGGUUCAAUGCUGAUGCUUUCGGCGCUGAAUUCCUUGGGGGUGGCGAAAUGCCAUCGCCGACUUCAACUGCGGCUUCUGUGGCGCCAACAGCCAAUUCCGUCCCUGCGACAGGCACUGCUGAGGCUUCAACCUCGACUCCUGUGGCUUCUGCGGCUACUUCCGCCGUCAGCGCUACGAGCUCGGCAGAGUAG